This is a messenger RNA of Maniola jurtina (meadow brown), 1756 nucleotides long. It is a transcript of the gene G6P, whose product is annotated as glucose-6-phosphatase catalytic subunit 1. The record is from RefSeq and is a predicted model, not a curated record. Bases 138 to 1226 code for a protein of 362 amino acids. Gene Ontology annotation, cellular component: membrane. Gene Ontology annotation, biological process: glucose 6-phosphate metabolic process; gluconeogenesis. Gene Ontology annotation, molecular function: glucose-6-phosphatase activity. NCBI's taxonomy places the organism in Eukaryota, Metazoa, Arthropoda, Insecta, Lepidoptera, Nymphalidae. The transcript is spliced from 7 exons.
AUUGUCGUAUGGCCCAUUUGUUAUGAUUUAAAACUCGUUUGUACAAUUAUCACAAAAAAUUAUUUUACUUCCUCAAUUAUUAAACCAAAUUACAAUGGUUAUGUAAGAAGUGAGAAAAAAGCAGUGUUUCUUCCGCCAUGGAGCAUGUCUACGCGCUCGGCGUAUCUUGCAUAGAGUCCAUACAGUACUGGUGUGCAGGCUGGUCCAGUUAUUUCGAGUUAGUAAACCACUUUGCAAACCCACACUAUGUGAUGGAGAUCUUGUUCCCUCUGAUCUCCAUAAUAGACUCAGUGUUUGCCUCACAGCUGCUCCUUUGUAUGGCAUUUGGUGGAUGGCUGAACAGUGUUAUGAAAUGGUGGUUAUUAGAAGACCGUCCAUACUGGUGGGUCCAUGAGACCACAUACUAUGCAAACUCCCACCAUCCACAACUGCAACAGACCCCACAGAGCUGCGAGACCGGUCCGGGCAGCCCCUCCGGACACAGUGUUACUGCGGCUUCCAUUCUCAUACUAGCUGUCAUGUGGACCUCACAUAUUCUCAACGACAGGAAGUGGGAUGUUCGAUGGUGGAAAGCGUGCGUGUACCCGUUGUUCGGCGCGGCGCUCGGCUCGGUCAUGCUCGCGCGCAUGUUCGUCGCCACGCACUUCCCGCACCAGGUCCUGCUCGGCUCCUUGCUAGGUCUAUUCAUGGCGCCAGCGCUAUGCAUCUACGUCACGGAUCCGUUCAUCUGGCGUUACAGCACGCACAGCACCAUGCCAGUGAAGGAGGCAGUAGUGUGGCACGCGGCGUGUGCCGGCCUGGCGAUGGCGAUCGCUGUGCUCACCUACUGCAGUCUGAGGCUGUGCGGUAUUGAUCCAGACUUUACUGUGCAACUGGCAUACCGCUGGUGCGAGGCCCCUGACAGCAUCCACGUGUCCACGACGCCGUUGUAUGCGCUGGUGCAGUGCACCGCCAGCCUGCUCGGCUGGGCGCUCUGCGUCACACCCGCCGUCGCUGAGUACCGUCAUUACACAAAAAACCGAUCGCUACUAGUAUCGAUAUUCGCGACCGGAAUAUCGAUAUAUUUACUGAAACGUCUAGACGCGAACAUCACUAGCACUAGUGGUGUGAGUUUCUACGCACUGCAGUUUAUAUUGAACGUUAUUAAACCAGCUUUGUUGCUUAGGGUUGUACCUACUUUGGCCAUGUGGCCGUAUUGUAGCGGAAAGAAACAAAAAAAUCUAUAAAAAAUCGGUUUUAUAGUGCAAAAAAGCAAACACUUCAAUAAUUAUAACAUUACAUUACUAACACUUUGAUAAGUCGCAUCGGCAAAAUGGGUUUGCGCAGAAAAGCGUCGACUAAAACCGAAUGUACACCAAUGAAAUAUAGACCUUAUUGCUUGACGUUAAGAUUUUAAACGCAAGAGCAAAAGAGACUCAUGCUAUCUCACUCAUAAUUCGCGCGAAACAUGCAACUACCAAUAUAGAUAUUUCACAAAAUACUUGAUGUAAAUGUCAUCAGUAGCUUAUUAUAAUGCUUCUACAAUAAUUACUGACAGACAAAUAAAAAUAGAAUAAAUAAUAAUAUGUAUAAAUAGAAUGAUACUGCUCAAUGUUAUCGAUAAAAUUGAUACGUAUUUUCGUCACUAAAAUCGAUAGCGCAUAAAUACUGAUAUUUCAGAUUUCAGUCACAAAAAUCGAUAUUUCAUCGAUAUCAUUAUUAUAAAUUAGUCGUGUUGUAAUCGAUGCAAAAAAAUUGGUUGUCUGUGAAGUCAGUU